Propithecus coquereli (Coquerel's sifaka) is the source of this 1901-nucleotide messenger RNA. It is a transcript of the gene SDAD1, whose product is annotated as SDA1 domain containing 1. NCBI's taxonomy places the organism in Eukaryota, Metazoa, Chordata, Mammalia, Primates, Indriidae. The record is from RefSeq and is a predicted model, not a curated record. Gene Ontology annotation, cellular component: nucleolus. The coding region runs from base 117 to 1658 and encodes 513 amino acids. Gene Ontology annotation, biological process: ribosomal large subunit export from nucleus; ribosomal large subunit biogenesis. The transcript has 15 exons.
GCGAUUUCCGGUCACACCCGGAAGCACGAGUUCGUGCUGCAGCUGGGACUGGUUGGCGGCUGCCGCCGUGUGAGUUUUCUUAGAACUGCUCACCGCGAAGCGAGUCUGCACCCGAUAUGUCCGGCAGAAACAACAACAAGCUGCCCAGCAACCUGCCGCAGUUACAGAAUCUGAUCAAGCGGGACCCCCCGGCCUACAUCGAGGAGUUUCUACAGCAGUAUAAUCACUACAAAUCCAAUGUGGAGAUUUUCAAAUUACAACCAAAUAAACCCAGCAAAGAACUAGCAGAGCUGGUGAUGUUUAUGGCACAGAUCGGCCACUGCUACCCCGAACAUCUGAGUAACUUUCCUCAAGAGCUGAAAGAUCUUCUCUCCUACAAUCACACUGCCCUGGAUCCAGAUCUUCGAAUGACAUUUUGCAAAGCUUUGAUCUUGCUGAGAAAUAAGAAUCUCAUCAAUCCAUCAAGUUUACUAGAGCUCUUCUUUGAACUUCUACGUUGCCAUGAUAAGCUUCUGCGAAAGGAUGAAGGACCAACAGCAAGAGACCUGCUAGUGCAGUAUGCUACAGGGAAGAAAAGUUCCAAAAACAAGAAAAAGUUGGAAAAGGCAAUGAAAGUGCUCAAGAAACAAAAGAAGAAAAAAAAGCCAGAAGUGUUUAAUUUUUCAGCUAUUCAUUUGAUUCAUGAUCCCCAAGAUUUUGCGGAAAAACUACUAAAGCAGCUGGAGAGCUCUAAGGAGAGGUUUGAAGUGAAGAUGAUGCUCAUGAACCUCAUCUCCAGAUUAGUAGGAAUUCAUGAGCUUUUCCUCUUCAACUUCUAUCCCUUUGUGCAAAGGUUUCUGCAGCCCCACCAAAGAGAAGUAACAAAGAUUCUUCUGUUUGCCGCACAAGCGUCUCAUCACCUGGUACCCCCCGAGAUCAUUCAAUCAUUGCUCAUGACUGUGGCCAACAAUUUUGUUACCGACAAGAACUCUGGGGAAGUCAUGACAGUGGGGUAUGUAGAACAUACAUACAUGGCAGAAGAUGUCUUUAAUGGAUCAGGUUUGCUCUGUGUUACCAAGAUAAAAGAUUUUAGCUGGCAGUGUCUCAGCGCCAGUCUCAGCGAGGAGGAGGAGGGUGCCGACGGUGAAUGGGUCGAUGUGCGCCACUCUUCAGAUGAAGAACAGCAAGAAAUCUCCAGGAAGCUGAACAGCAUGCCCGUGGAGGAGCGCAAAGCCAAAGCUGCCGCCGUCAGCACUAGUCGAGUUUUAACUCAGGAAGACUUCCAGAAAAUCCGCAUGGCCCAGAUGAGGAAAGAACUUGACGCUGCCCCUGGGAAAUCCCAAAAGAGGAAAUACAUUGAAAUCGACAGCGAUGAGGAGCCCAGGGGCGAAUUACUUUCUCUUCGGGACAUCGAACGCCUUCAUAAGAAGCCAAAGUCUGACAAGGAGACGAGACUGGCAACCGCAAUGGCCGGAAAGACAGACCGAAAAGAAUUUGUGAGGAAGAAAACAAAAAUGAAUCCAUUUUCCAGUUCCACAAAUAAAGAGAAGAAAAAACAGAAGAACUUUAUGAUGAUGCGGUAUAGCCAGAAUGUCCGGUCAAAAACCAAGCGUUCCUUCCGAGAGAAGCAGCUGGCGCUACGAGAUGCACUUUUGAAAAAGCGAAAAAGAAUGAAGUAACUUCCAAGCAAGUUUUCCAUUCCAAGGAGAAUGGCUAAGUUUGUGUCAUUACUUUGAGAAUUAUUAAAUCAAGCAUGUUUGUUUACGUUUAAAAGUCCAGAAGCACUAUGUUGUGAAAACCACAGUAGAUGUGGCAGCAAUUUUGUGUUUUUUAUUUUGGCAGUGGGUAAUGGUGGGAGUGUUAAGAGAUGUAAAUAGCAAUGGUGUUGUAAAAUCAUUUUAUUUAACAUUCAUGCAAAAAAA